AUGCAGCACGGGAGGCUUCAUAAAAAAGAAUUUGUUUAUACGCGUUUGCUGGUUAAGGAGCCUGCUGCUGCUGCUGCUGCUGCUGCUGCUACCUUUGCUGCUUCCGUCGCUGUUACUGCUGCUGCUGCUGCAGCACUAGCACACGUACUCAACGAGUUGGGGAACCUCUUGCUGCUGCUUGAAGAGAUGGGUCGUGCUGAGCCGCAGCAAACUGCGUUGUCUUCUACGGUGCUCCCUGCUAAUCAGAGCAGCUUCUCUUCAUUGGAGAGCUGCGCCGGCGCAGUAGCAGCUGCAGCAGCAGAGGCAGCACCAAACAACAAGCAUGUACAGAAGGGCUGGCCUUUGACAGUCGACAGCAGCAGCUGCGCUGCAGCAGCAGCAGCAGUUCUGUCUGGCUGUCCGUACACUGCACUCGCCUGGAAGGAAGGGGGAUGCCCCGCAACAGCAGCAGCAGCGGCUGCUGCUGCUGCUGCUCCUUGCUGCCAUUCAGAUUCAUCGAUCCUCGCUGACGGAUGUAUGUGUGGGUCGGAGCAUCACCUUCAGUGCCAUCAGCAGCAACUGCUGCAGCAGCAGCAGCUGGCGCAGUUGUUUAGCUGCUGUGAUACAACAAGCGUUGAUGGGCUGCUGUUGGGUUUGCUGGCGAAGAUAACAGCGGAGCAUCCGCAGCUGCUGCAAGGAAAAUUUCUAGCGUUUAAAGAAACAACCGAAAAAGAGCAUUACCCUGUGUGUGUAAAGGAGCUGGCGCUGAAGACGGCGGAGAUGCAUCAUCAUUACCAUCAGCAGCAGCAGCAGCAGCAGCAGUUGGCAGCUCUAAGCAACAGCAGCAGCCAGCGGAUUGUAAUGAUAGGCCUUGAGUGCAGCAGCAGCAGCAGACAAGUGCGGCUGCUGCGCUGGGCCCGCCGUCAUUUGCUGCGAAGCGGAGAUGUUGUUGUGUUGGUUUCCUGCUGGGAGCUCGCCAGAGACCCCAAAUAUGUUCGUGUACCUGGCAUGAUUCUCGCAGCUACUUCAGCAGCAGGAGCAUACAACCGACAGCAGCAGCAGCAGGUGCAGCAGCGGCUAAGGGACCUUGCUGAAUCCGCUCUUAAAGGCCUCCACGUAUACUGCCUCGCCGUACCCAUCAUGCUCCAACGCCUAGCUGCUGCUGCAACAACAGCAGCAGCAGCAGCAGCAGCAGCGAAAGCAGCGGAAGCAGCAAAAGCGGAAGCAGCAGCAGAUUCCUAA
Eimeria acervulina is the source of this 1221-nucleotide messenger RNA. RefSeq lists its product as hypothetical. Bases 1 to 1221 code for a protein of 406 amino acids. Lineage: Eukaryota; Apicomplexa; Conoidasida; Eucoccidiorida; Eimeriidae. The record is from RefSeq and is a predicted model, not a curated record. The transcript has 5 exons.